CUCUGGUCUCCUCUCCGCCAGGCUGGCGGCAAGGCUGGGAAGGACUCUGGAAAGACCAAGACCAAAGCGGUGUCCCGUUCUCAGCGGGCUGGACUGCAGUUCCCUGUUGGCCGCAUCCAUAGGCACCUGAAGUCUAGGACUACUAGCCAUGGGCGUGUAGGAGCCACAGCUGCUGUGUAUAGUGCUGCAAUCCUGGAGUACUUGACAGCUGAGGUUCUUGAGCUGGCAGGAAAUGCAUCCAAAGACUUGAAGGUGAAACGUAUCACUCCCCGUCACUUGCAGCUUGCAAUUAGAGGAGAUGAAGAAUUGGAUUCUCUCAUUAAGGCAACGAUUGCUGGUGGCGGCGUAAUACCGCACAUCCACAAGUCUCUCAUUGGGAAGAAAGGGCAACAGAAAACUGUCUAAAGGAUACCAGGAUCCCUUGUUAUCUCAGGACUUAAAGUACUUAAUUUUGUCCAGUGUUGGUGAUUCCAGUGGACUGUAUCUGUGAAACACGAUUUUGCCUUUUGUAACUUUGAGAACUUAAAGCUCCCUUGAGCUUUCUGACAAACCAAAUUUCUGCAUUGAAGUCUUAACCGUAUUUAAGUGUUACCAUGGCUUCAAAGAAGCUAUCGUAUUUGUAGUGGGUUUUGAUUGAGCUGAGUGUUUUUAGAUUGGUUUAAGUAAAGGAAAUGUUUGGUUUUGUACAGACUUUUCAUCUACUAGAGUGGAAAUAAUAAAUGUUCUAUCAAGACUGA
This is a messenger RNA of Merops nubicus (carmine bee-eater), 737 nucleotides long. Its product is annotated as histone H2A.Z. NCBI's taxonomy places the organism in Eukaryota, Metazoa, Chordata, Aves, Coraciiformes, Meropidae. The record is from RefSeq and is a predicted model, not a curated record. The annotation marks the transcript as partial. Gene Ontology annotation, molecular function: structural constituent of chromatin; protein heterodimerization activity; DNA binding. Gene Ontology annotation, cellular component: nucleosome. The transcript is spliced from 4 exons.